AUGGCUCGCCUGAGCCUGAAUCCUAGUGCAAAGGAGUUCGUGCCUCCAGGCAAAGGCUUCCAGGAGUCCUGGCAAAGCCCUUUCCACCAGAAGGUGACAGAAGCCUCCCUGGCUGAUGUGUUCAAGGACUCUGGGAAGAUUGUGGAUUGCCGCGUCUGCGGGGAUCCAAACUCUGCCAUGCGCUUUGCCUUCAUUGAGUUCGCUGAUGAGAGGGCCGUGCAGCAGGCCAUCAAGCUCAAUGGUGCAAAGCUGGGCAAGUACCCCAUCCGAGUCAUGCCCUCCAAGACUGCCAUCGUCCCUGUCAACACCAGCUUCCUGCCGCGCACACAGAAGGAGCUGGAAUGCUGCGCCCGCACUGUGUACGUUGCCAACAUCGACAAGAGGGUGGACCGCGAAGAUGUCAGGCAGUUCUUUGAGACCCUGUGCGGCCCUGUGAAGAAGAUUCGUCUGCUCUCUGACUACAACAAGGUCAGCAGCAUUGCUUUCGUGGAGUUUGCAGGAUUUGACAGUGCAAGGAAGGCCCUGGACUGCAGCGGAGCGCUCCUGGGAAUGCUGCCAAUCAGGGUGACACCCUCGAAGGCUCCUGUGCGAGACGAGUACUGA
This is a messenger RNA of Coccomyxa subellipsoidea C-169, 603 nucleotides long. RefSeq lists its product as hypothetical. The record is from RefSeq and is a predicted model, not a curated record. Gene Ontology annotation, molecular function: RNA binding. The transcript has 5 exons. Lineage: Eukaryota; Viridiplantae; Chlorophyta; Trebouxiophyceae; Coccomyxaceae. The coding region runs from base 1 to 603 and encodes 200 amino acids.